AACUUUUGAAUUAAAAUAUUUUGUUAAAAUAAAUAACGAUUUUAGAUAUUGUUUAGUUGUGUUGCGAAUCGUUUGCUCGGCGUUUGAGCGGUGAUUGCGAUGAGUGCAGAAGUGAUCGCUGGACUCAAUCUGACGCCCGAACAGCAAAGGAGCGGAGCGUUUGGCAAGAGUCCCAAAUGUGCCCGAUGUAGGAAUCACGGCAACGAUGUCGUCUAUAAAGGUCACAAAAGGAAGUGCCCGCAUAAAGAGUGCAAUUGCAGCAAGUGCAUUUUAGUAGUGGAGAGACAGAAGGUAAUGGCCGCACAAAUAGCACUCAGAAGACAACAACAUCAGGAGGACGAAGAGAGACAAGACAUGGAAGAGGGAUCAACAACUUCUUCGCAGACCAACCACUCGAACGACAAUCAAACAAAUUCACAGCAAAAUAGUGCUAAAAGUAGUGCCAAAAGUAGUGCCAAAAGUAGUGCAAACAGUAGUGCCGACGAAGACAUCACUUUAAUAGACACCGAUUCCGAUGAAGGAAUAGAUUUCAUAAAUGAAUCGUUAGACGAUUCUUAUAAUGAAAUUAUGCCAUCCGUCACCUCUGGUUCUCAUAUACUGAGUCCAUCGCCGACCACAUCUGGUAUAUCAUCCAUUCAAAUGCCACUCAUCAGCCCUUUUGUCAACAGUGAUGCACAAAAGAAUGACAAUUGGAUUAAUAUUAUGAAACGCUUACCCCCUUUGCAACCGAUGAGACCGCCGCCGGUCACCAAAUUAUGUUUGAUAUCUGGUAUAUCAUUCAUACCAAUGAGCAAUAGUUCAUCGACGGGUUCGAGGUCAUUUUUGGUCAAAAAUAGUGCCCCGAGUCAGCCACUCAUCAGCCCUUUUGCCAACACUAAUGUACCAAAGAUUGACAAUUGCAGUGAUAUCAUGAAACCCUUACCCCCUUUGCCACCGCUGAGACCACCGCCGGUCACCAAAGUAUGUUCGUCGACGGUAUCGACGGCCACCACAUCACCGACGAUACCAUUAAUCGAUUUGACCAUCACUUCCGAAACAAACUCCACGUAUAAAAGGGUGUCUCAUAUGGAGGAUCCCAUUAACAUCACAUUAAGCUCAAGACUUAAUGCUAGAAAAAGUUUUAAUACGAAUUAA
This is a messenger RNA of Medioppia subpectinata, 1134 nucleotides long. NCBI's taxonomy places the organism in Eukaryota, Metazoa, Arthropoda, Arachnida, Sarcoptiformes, Oppiidae. The record is from the annotation of a GenBank genome assembly.